UAUAUUAUCAAUACAGACUUUCAUAUAUCCAAAUAAAAAAGAGUAUAUAAAAUCUAAAGCCCUAGAACAGCGAUGGGAGUAGAGAAGCAAAUUUUGACCCCCGGAACGGGCCCCAAACCAAAAGCCGGCCAGAAGGUCACUGUUCACUGCACCGGUUACGGAAAAAAUGGUGAUCUCUCUCACAAGUUCUGGAGCACUAAGGAUCCUGGGCAGCAGCCUUUUAGUUUCAAAAUUGGCCAAGGUUCUGUUAUAAAAGGAUGGGAUGAAGGUGUGAUGGGAAUGCAAGUAGGAGAGGUUGCUCGUCUGCGGUGUUCUCCAGAUUAUGCUUAUGGUGCUGGUGGAUUUCCAGCAUGGGGAAUUCAACCUAAUUCAGUCCUGGAGUUUGAGAUUGAAGUCUUAAGUCUGCAGUGACUUGAUAGGAGUUGAAAACCAGCUAUAAAACCGUCUGAAUAACUUGCAUCAUUAUAAACAUUUCCGGACGUUAUCGAUAUACUUUUGAUGAAUAUGAUAAGGAAUUGAUUAAUCUAUCGGCCGAUCUCAACUCUUAAUUGAUAUAAUCUAUGCAACUUCUAGCAA
Mangifera indica (mango) is the source of this 576-nucleotide messenger RNA. Its product is annotated as peptidyl-prolyl cis-trans isomerase FKBP12. The transcript is spliced from 5 exons. Lineage: Eukaryota; Viridiplantae; Streptophyta; Magnoliopsida; Sapindales; Anacardiaceae. Gene Ontology annotation, molecular function: peptidyl-prolyl cis-trans isomerase activity. The record is from RefSeq and is a predicted model, not a curated record. The coding region runs from base 73 to 411 and encodes 112 amino acids.